Pteronotus mesoamericanus is the source of this 1890-nucleotide messenger RNA. It is a transcript of the gene WDR25, whose product is annotated as WD repeat domain 25. Gene Ontology annotation, molecular function: protein binding. NCBI's taxonomy places the organism in Eukaryota, Metazoa, Chordata, Mammalia, Chiroptera, Mormoopidae. The transcript has 7 exons. The coding region runs from base 160 to 1779 and encodes 539 amino acids. The record is from RefSeq and is a predicted model, not a curated record.
CGCCGCUGUCCGGUCCUUCCUUUCCGGAUCUUCCCGAACGCGCCGUGCUCUGGGCCAUCCUCACCGCUCGCUCUUGACCGCUCGGCUAACUCCUAUUCAUCCUUCAAACCCCGUCUCUGGUAGUUGGUGCUCGAAGGACAGCAAGAAACUGUGUCUUCCAUGGCUUCAUUGGUGGCUUACGAUGACUCGGACUCAGAGGCUGAGAGUGAGCCCGUGGGAAGCGUCCUUGCUGCCCGCCAGGUGGAAGGCACUUGUGGUGGGGUCCCGCCGCGUGGCCAGGGUUUCGCACUGGGAGUCCCGGACGAGAUGGAAGCGCGCGUACUGCCCACGAAGCUUGGUUCUUGUGAAGAUCCAGCUGGCCAGCGUCUCCCACUGGCUCGGCUCUGGAGAGGUGACCCAAGCUCUUGCCCCAGCCGGAGGCUACAGUGGCCCAGGACAGAGCCCGAAGUCACCUUCCCCACCAGCGAGCCCCCUUGUGCUUCCCUGUGGCUCAGCCACACUCCCGCCGUCCACGUGCCCCUGGCAGCAGCCCGCUGUAAGCAGGUGAAACUCUCCUGGGGAACUUAUGAUCCUGCUGAGCCAUCUGUCUGUGUCCAAACCCAACCUGGGACCCCAGGCACAAAUGGCAGCUCCCUUCAGAAGAAAAGGCGUGAGGACUGUGUUGUGCCCUACACCCCGAAAAGGCUGAGGCAGCUGCAAGCAUCGAGCGCAGAAGCAGGCAAGGGCCACGCUGCGGAGACACAGGGCCCCUCCAUAGGGCGUACCCCGGCGCCCCUCUGUGUGGAGCCCAGGGUGUCUGAGUUUAUUCAGCCAUAUUUGGACACUCAGUAUAAAGAAACCAAGAUUUCCAGGAAGGUGCUCUUUUACCUGGGAGGCCACCGGGGCCCUGUCAACAGCAUUCAGUGGUGCCCAGUCUUUUCGAAGAGCCACCUGUUUCUCUCAGCUUCUAUGGAUAAAACCUUCAAGGUGUGGAACGCCGUGGACUCGGGGAGCUGCCUGCAGACCUACUCGCUGCACAGCGAGGCCGUGCGGGCCGCCCGGUGGUCUCCCUGCGGCCAGCGCAUCCUCAGCGGCGGCUUCGACUACGCUGUGUACCUCACCGACCUUGAAACAGGAACCCAGAUAUUCAGUGGUCAAAGUAACUUUAGAGUCACUACCUUGAAAUUUCAUCCUAAAGACCACAGCCUUUUUGUGUGUGGAGGCUUCAGCCCUGAAGUCAAAGCCUGGGACAUCAGGACUGGCAAGGUGGUGAGAAGCUACAAGGCGACCAUCCAGCAGACCUUGGACAUCCUCUUCCUCCAGGAUGGCUCCGAGUUUCUGAGCAGCACAGAUGCUUCAAGCAGGGACUCUGCUGACCGUACCAUUAUCGCCUGGGAUUUCCGGAGCUCCGCCAAAAUCUCCAACCAGAUUUUCCAUGAGAGGUACACCUGCCCCAGCCUUGCCUUGCACCCGCGGGAGCCUGUGUUCCUGGCACAGACCAACGGCAACUACCUGGCCCUCUUCUCUGCCGUGUGGCCCUACCGGAUGAGCAGAAGGCGGCGCUAUGAAGGGCACAAGGUAGAAGGCUACUCGGUGGGCUGCGAGUGCUCCCCAGACGGAGACCUGCUGGUGACAGGCAGCGCCGACGGCCGGGUCCUGCUCUACUGCUUCCGCACAGCCAGCCGGGCGCGCACACUGCACGGGCACACGCAGGCCUGCGUGGGCGCCACCUUCCACCCCGUGCUGCCCUCCGUCCUCGCCACCUGCUCCUGGGAGGGCGACGUGAAGAUCUGGCAUUGAGCUUCCUGCGCGGAACCUUCCGGACGUUGGCUGCCCGGCCCCCUUCCCUGGGGGCGGGUGAGACUAGGUGCCAAGGUUGGCUUCCGGUCAGAGCCGGUUGGAAGCAGCUCC